GUGACGCGGAGCCCGGGCUGAGCAGCUGCUCCCUGGUUCUCCACGUGCUGCCAGCAGCGCUGCAGCUGCCCGAGCCGGAGCGGAGCCGCUGUUCUCAGCUGCAGCCAGGACAUGCCCCCGGCCCCGCUGGGAUCCAGGCCAGAGAAUAACAUCCAUGUUUCGCUGCAGAUCAUCUCGUCCUCCCAGGGGCAAGGAAAUGGCUGCAAUGGAGCUGGCUCAGAGUUUCUGGUUUUCCAACGUGAUAUGAUCUCCCAGCUGGAACAAGGGGAAGAGCCAUGGGUCCCAGAGCUCCAGGGUUCAGAGGAAAGAGAGAUCCUGAGAUCUCCCCGCACAGAUGAGGAAACAUUAAACCAACUCAGAAUCUAUCAGGCCUUUCUCAACAUCAGAGAAUCCACACAGGGGAGAGGCCCUGUGAAUGCAAUGAGUGCGGGAUAACUUUCAGUCGCAGCUCGCACUUUAUUGGGCAUCAGAGAAUCCACACAAGGGAGAGAUCCUAUGAAUGCAGUGAGUGCGGGAAAACCUUCAAUCGUAGCUCUCACCUUAUUCAGCAUCAGAGAAUCCACACGAGCAAGAAGCCCCGCGAAUGCCGUCAGCAGGCCUGCACAACUCGUAAAGCGGUGAUGUAGAGAAAUCUCUGUAUUAACUAUCUCUAUAAAUCUUUAUAACGUUGCAUUGUGUUAUUUUGUAUUAAGUAUCUUUCUGUAUUAAGUAUCUUUAUGACAUUGCAUCCGGCAUGAUGUUAUUUUGUAAUUCAUAUGACUUGGCAUUGUGCCUCUCUAUUUUCAUACAACUUUGUAUUAGAUCUCUAUAUAGAAAAUUGGUAGAAAACUUUGUAUCAAAUGUUAUAGCCCCUAAGGAUAGUAUAGUUAAAAUAAAAGAAAACAUGUGCCUUUUUGCUAGAAGUAGAAUAAGAUCUUCCCCCGCACUCUGUAAUCAAUUGCUCUAUUGACUGAAUGAGGUGUGAAUGAGUGAGGCUUGGAAGACACCCACCUCCAGACAGCUACAACAGUUGAAGAGGCAAUGGGAGCCAGAGCAAAGGACAAUACAACUUGUCAAGUGGGCCCAAUAAAGAAGAACAGACAUAUUGAUGGCCUCAGGGAUUAGAAGCAAGCACCUUCUUUAGAAAACACCCUCUUUGAGCAGCAUUGGGACAACACCCAGAGAAAAGCAGCACAAAGACCAACGGAAGCAGACCCAGAUUUUGAAUCUGGUCUAGAUUUACAUAAGAGGGAAGCUGCUAUAAAUGCGAGGUGUCUUGCAGAAGGACCCCGGAUCUCGUCUUGUCACCAUCGGACCAUCGAUUUGGAUCGGUAGAAGCCCGGCUCCACCCCUCCCCCAUCUAACUCACCUGGCCAGUGCAGUUAAGGGGAGCAACUAGUUGGUAACAACAGCAAGACGGAGUGUGUUUAUGUCUGUGUGUGUGCGUGAAUGCAUGACUGUGAUAUAUAUCUCAUGUGCAUAUCAUAGAGUAUUAAUUGAUACCUGUAUUACUAAUAAAUGUGGCAUUUUGCCUUAAUCCCCCUGAAAAGUUCCUGUACAGUACUUUGAGUACAACAGCGAGGGCCACAAUACUCCAAAGAAAACAGCUGAGGACCAAAACCCCCAGGCCCUGC
Gopherus flavomarginatus (Mexican gopher tortoise) is the source of this 1613-nucleotide messenger RNA. It is a transcript of the gene ZNF302, whose product is annotated as zinc finger protein 302. The record is from RefSeq and is a predicted model, not a curated record. Gene Ontology annotation, biological process: regulation of DNA-templated transcription. The transcript has 4 exons. The coding region runs from base 112 to 435 and encodes 107 amino acids. NCBI's taxonomy places the organism in Eukaryota, Metazoa, Chordata, Testudines, Testudinidae.